GAUUCAUCAGUAGUGUGGGUAAAGGAACAUUUCGUCACUGUAUCAAGAAUAUCAACGGACUAAGGUGGAAGACUGGAAAAAGGCAACAUAUCUCAAUAGUCCAAAUAAUUAGAAGGGCAGCAUAUGUUACUUUGUACUUGACAGUUCUGAUGAUUAAGAGAGUAUUUAAAAGACUUCAAGAGUACAUUAAAGUCUCCAUGUCAGUCAUCAAAGAGGCUCAGCAGCUGCCUGGUCCAGGGGACAAAAGAGGUGCAGAUGGAACCAAGAAGGAAGGGAGCGAUUUCCGUGAAGAGAGGAAGAGAAAAGUAGCUCUAGUGAUUGCCUACAGCGGCAAGGGAUAUUUUGGCCUUCAAAUGAACUCAGGAUUCAAGACAAUAGAGGGCGAGGUGUUGAGAGCUCUGUUGGAUGUUGGAGUCAUACCGCAGGAUCACUAUGACAGCGUUUGGAAGAUGUCCUUUCAGCGGGCUGCAAGGACAGACAAGGGGGUAUCAGCAGCUGGGAAUGUUCUGUCUUUAAAGAUAGGUGUAAACAUGCCUGACCUUUUGGACAGGAUCAACGAGAAACUGCCAGAGGAGAUACGUGCUAUGGAUAUUAUCCGUACAACGAAAGGCUUUAACAGUAAGAACCAUUGUACAGGACGGACAUACAACUACCUUCUGCCCACCCUGGCGUUCUCUCCCGUAGAAGAGAAUGCGACCUUUGCGUACCGUACCAACCUUGAAACCAUAGAGAAGGUUAACGAGAUUCUGGAGAAGUACAAGGGCACUCACAACUUCCACAAUUUCACAUCAGGAGUUAAGCCACAUGAGGCCACAGCAUACAGACAUAUGUGGAAUGUUGAGUGUGGCCUGCCAUUUGUACGAGACGGUGUGGAGUUUUGCGUCCUCUCAGUCAGCGGACAGAGCUUCAUGAUGCACCAGAUCAGGAAGAUGGUCGGUCUCAUGAUAGCGAUCAUCCGAGGCUUUGCAGGUGAGAAUGCCGUAGAGAGGGCUUGGGAGAGUGAAAAGAUGGACAUUCCAAAGGCACCAGGACUUGGUCUGUUUCUGGAUAGGCUCCACUACAGUCAGUACAACACCAAGUUUGCCAAUGACGGCAGUCAUCCCAAGAUAGAAUUCUCUAAAAUCAAGGAUAAGCUGCAGGCAUUUAAGGAAGAAAAGAUUUUCACAGAAAUUAUAAAGACAGAAGUAGAAGAAAAUAGUAUGAUACAGUGGCUGGGCACAUUACACCUGCACACAUGCGAGGAUGUGGGCCCAGACAUCAUUGGGCGCAGGGAUUUUAAGGAGAGGGUUGAGGAACAUAGGGAGCAAGCAGAAGCUGAAGCAAAUGAUUCUGACAAUGAACACACUGAAACAAAGAAUACGAAAGAAAGUUCUGAGACAGUUUCUGAGUCACAAGUUGUCAAGGAAACCACAGAAGGUACUGCAACUGGCCACAGCAAGGCCAAUGAUUGUACAAGUGAUCAGGGACAGGUGCGCACAAACAGUGCGACAGUCAAUCAGAGUAGUGAUUGUGAAGGUCAUGUGAUAGAUACAACCAAUCAGAAUACUGAUUGUGAAGAUCAUGUGACCAGUGUUAAGGAUAAAUGUGAGGCAAUUGAUGACACUUCUAAGGAAGAUAAAGAUGGUUUAAAGGAGAUUGUUAAGUCUGUCUCAUCUUAGCAAUGUACCAACUUUCAAUGUUUUGUUAAAAUAUUGGCUUUUGCAUUCAAAGUUCAAUUUAGUCUUACAUCAUUAUACUAACUGACAACAUGUCUUAAUAAUGAAUAAAAGUGCCAUGAAA
Molecule: messenger RNA, 1779 nt
Organism: Mya arenaria
Lineage: Eukaryota; Metazoa; Mollusca; Bivalvia; Myida; Myidae
Product: pseudouridylate synthase 1 homolog
Exons: 18
Coding region: 150-1658 (502 amino acids)
Biological process (GO): mRNA pseudouridine synthesis; tRNA pseudouridine synthesis
Cellular component (GO): nucleus
Molecular function (GO): pseudouridine synthase activity; RNA binding
Source: RefSeq, a predicted model, not a curated record